AUGCUGGGUCAUGGAUCAUUUGGAGACGUCUUUGAAGGGAUCCGUUUGUCCGAUUCAAAAAAGGUGGCACUCAAAGUUGUGGAGAAAAGGGAAAACAUGGAAAAAAUCAAGACUUAUCAAUUCUCCAAAGCCUUGCCAUCAGAGAUCGCUAUGAUGAUUCUUAUGAACAAAGGCCCUAGAGUUCCUCAAAUAAUACAGCUGCUGGACUGGUAUGAGACACCAGAAGAAUACAUACUGGUCUUAGAGCGGCCCACGCCAUGUGAAAACAUGCAGCAGUUUCUAAUGCGACACAAAGGUCGCAUCAGGGAAUCGUCAGCACGAGUUGUGAUGCAGCAGGUUGUCAUUGCUGCAAUAAUAUGCUGCCAAAGGGGCGUCUUCCACCGAGACAUCAAGCUGGAAAACCUGCUCAUUAACAAAAACACCUUGCAGGUCAAAUUGAUAGACUUCGGCUGUGGUACACGCUUGAAGCGGUCUGCCUAUUCGGUAUUCAGUGGAACGAAAGUUUACGCUCCCCCUGAGAUCCAUACUGGAAGCUACCACGCUACGUCUACAACAGUGUACUCUUUAGGCAUUCUGUUGUACAGGAUGGUGUGUGGGAAGUUCCCAGGCCAUCAGCUCCAGCAGAUCUUUGACAGGACCUGGUACACAGAAGAACUUUCCAAAGAAUGCAUAGAUCUGAUCUGUUCCUGCAUGGAAAGACAUCCAGACAAAAGGAUUGGUUUGGAAAAGAUCCACCGCCAUGACUGGUUCCAGGCAUUGAUCCUGAAUCUAAAAAAGAAGAAGAAGAAGAAGAAGCCAAGAGAGUAG
Onychostoma macrolepis is the source of this 807-nucleotide messenger RNA. Its product is annotated as serine/threonine-protein kinase pim-2-like. The coding region runs from base 1 to 807 and encodes 268 amino acids. The transcript has 4 exons. Gene Ontology annotation, molecular function: ATP binding; protein serine/threonine kinase activity. Lineage: Eukaryota; Metazoa; Chordata; Actinopteri; Cypriniformes; Cyprinidae. Gene Ontology annotation, biological process: negative regulation of apoptotic process; regulation of mitotic cell cycle; protein autophosphorylation. The record is from RefSeq and is a predicted model, not a curated record. Gene Ontology annotation, cellular component: cytoplasm.